Messenger RNA from Radiomyces spectabilis, 801 nucleotides. Its product is annotated as transcription initiation protein spt4. Gene Ontology annotation, cellular component: DSIF complex; nucleus. The transcript has 4 exons. The coding region runs from base 38 to 388 and encodes 116 amino acids. Gene Ontology annotation, biological process: mRNA processing; positive regulation of DNA-templated transcription, elongation; chromatin organization. NCBI's taxonomy places the organism in Eukaryota, Fungi, Mucoromycota, Mucoromycetes, Mucorales, Radiomycetaceae. Gene Ontology annotation, molecular function: zinc ion binding; RNA polymerase II complex binding. The record is from RefSeq and is a predicted model, not a curated record.
UCUACGUCGCUUGAUCACACACUAAAUCCAAGCAAGCAUGUCUGGAGUUUUACCACCUGAUAAAAAGCAACUACGUGCUUGUCUUUUAUGUUCAUUAGUAAAGAAUGCUGCACAAUUUCGACAAUCCGGUUGUGAGAAUUGUGAAGAUCUCCUUGGCAUGCGAGGUAGCAUGGAUCGAGUCGCAGAAUGUACAAGUUCCAAAUUUGAAGGGGUCAUUGCUAUGAUGCAGCCUCAAGACAGUUGGGUGGCAAGGUGGCAACGUAUUGAGAAAUUUACAAGAGGUGUAUAUGCCAUUCGAGUGUAUGGCAGAUUACCUGAAGAUGCGGAAGACGACCUAGAACGACGUGGGAUUUAUUAUCGACCAAGAGACGGCAGUGUGCAAGACUAAAGUCACUCUUUUUCACUGCUUGUGGAACGCAAGCGCCCCUUUCCCCCUUCUUUUUUUUUUGUCAAUGUAUAGUUAUUUUUUUUUUCCUUUUUUUUUCAUUUGAUAGAAAUGUCUCGACCAGCAUCCCUUUUGAAGAUCACCUAAUGAAUCACACAUGUUACCUGUCACCCGUGGAAAAGUUUAUUACCGCAGGCAAAAGAAAUUGAAAGCAAAAUGAUGUGCAUCUCAAAAGGGAUGAUAUGUUUUGCAGAAGGGAAACUGUGUGUCACUUUUUCACCCUACUCCCCUUAUUAUGUAAGUCAGAUCGACCGACGUCCAUCCAAGAAAAAGAGAUAGAGUCGACGAUCGUAUCACCUUGGCCCUGAGAUAGAAAAUAAACUUGGAUUUGUACUCGAUAUGAAUCAAGAUCAAAG